Molecule: messenger RNA, 1824 nt
Organism: Pistacia vera
Lineage: Eukaryota; Viridiplantae; Streptophyta; Magnoliopsida; Sapindales; Anacardiaceae
Exons: 8
Coding region: 1-1824 (607 amino acids)
Source: RefSeq, a predicted model, not a curated record
AUGGUGAAUCCUUCUAAACCUACUGAUGGACUCAACAAUUCAAACGAAUUGUUGAACCAGUCAACAAAUCGAACUACAUCAGCUCUAACCACCAGUUUACAAGUCAUCAAUCCCAAACUCACUCAAAGCAAUUAUCGCUUUUGGAGUUCUCAGGUAUUAUCUACCAUUGGUUUACACGAACUUGAGGAUCAUCUUCUUGCUAACACAUCACAACAGCCAAGCCUCCACUAUGAAAGUUCACCUCUUCCACAACACAACAGCCACUUUCACUAUAAUGCUCCUCAGUUUAAUUCUGGUGUUGUUCUAUCCACUAAUAAUGCAACUGUUAAUGGUUUUGGUGUCCCUCGUCAACAGUUUGCUCUUACUACAUCACUCACACCUCCUGAUCCAAUAUGGUACAUGGAUUCGGGUGCAACUGAUCAUGUUACCUCAAACCUCAAUCAUCUGAAUUUUAGCAAAAACUACUCUGGAAAGGAUCAACUUCAAGUACGCAGCGCUUCUACUAAUACUUCUGCUCUUGCUUCACAAGGUCUUCAAUAUAAGUCAAUACAUUGUAGAAAUCCCUUUGUUUUAGUUAAGUCUAGUACUUCAUUUGUUUCAGCUGAACCUGAUGUUCAAGGUCACUUUGAUGCUUCUUUCAUGUUAGUUAAGUCUAAUGUUCAGGGUCAAUGUGACCUUAAUAAAAACUGUAGUAAUCCUAUUAGUUACAUUGAGUCUGAUACUAUUAAUCAGUAUGUGUCUAGCAAAAAUAAUGAUGAUGUAGUCCAUAAUUCUAAUAUUGGUCAAUGUAUUUCAUCUCUGAAUAAUAAAACUUCGGGUUCUGAUAAAUGUACUGCUCAAACACAUACUUUUGAUUCAUGUUCUGUUUUUGCUAACAUCAAUGCUUGCAUAUUCACUGCUGAAAAUUGCAUUGCUCACACACUUACCAUUGCUCCACAUUGUUUGACAGCAAGUUCUUCAAUAGCCACUGAUCCUUUUGCAGUAAACAUCACUCCUGACAACCAUGUUUCAGAUGAUACAACAAUUGGUAAGAAUUCUUCUCCUCUUAACUCUUCUUCCUUUAAUCCAAAUACAUAUUCUCCUUUACUACUUGCUUCCACUAAUUGUAAUAGUCCAUCCUCACCUAAUGUUACACCAUUACCUCCAAUUAAUACCUCUCUUGAUCAGUGUCCCUUACCCUGUAACAAACCUGGUUCUUCUGAAAACACUACUGCCAUUAACCCAAAAAUAGAAGCUGCUAUCCCUACAAGGUUUGCAGAUUGCUCGCUCAUACCAUGUCCGCUUGUAGUUGAUCUUACUUCUUCUCAAUUUGCUGCUGCUUUAGCUGGUUCAAGUCUGGAGUUAGAGUCUACUAAACUGAUUGAAGCUGAACCUACAACAGUCUUUGAAGCCCUUAAAUUGAACAAGGCUCUCUAUGGCCUUAAGCAACCUCUUAGAGCUUGGUUUGACAAGUUGAAAGCUGUCUUACAGCUCAAAGGUUUCCAGAAUUCAGUCUUAGACUCAAGUCUUUUCACUCUUCAGCAAAAUUCUAGUUAUAUAUAUGUUCUUGUAUAUGUUGACAAUAUAUUGAUUAGUGGUUCAGAUGAGGCCUUUAUAGCUCAGUUGAUGAACGAUCUUAAUGACCAUUUUGCGUUAAAUACUUUUGGCUCCCUUAAGUAUUUUCUAAGGCUGGAAGCAACCAGGAAUUCAAAUGGUAUUUACCUAAAGCAGUCCAAGUAUGCUUCUGACUUGUUGAUAAAAACUAAAAUGAUGGAAGCACUUGCUUGUUCCACUCCGAUGGAUGUUGGUGUCAAGCUUAGCUCCACAGACAGUGAACUUUUUUAG